Coregonus clupeaformis (lake whitefish) is the source of this 675-nucleotide messenger RNA. It is a transcript of the gene sid1, whose product is annotated as secreted immunoglobulin domain 1. The transcript has 2 exons. The record is from RefSeq and is a predicted model, not a curated record. NCBI's taxonomy places the organism in Eukaryota, Metazoa, Chordata, Actinopteri, Salmoniformes, Salmonidae. The coding region runs from base 175 to 573 and encodes 132 amino acids.
GGUUGACAUGGUCUGAUGAGUUUGUGCACAACAUGUUGGAAGGCAGUUCCUCUGUGAGACUCAGUUGGACCAACAAACAUAGCCUCCAGAGAAACAUCAAGCAGAGUCUGACAAGGGAGUCGGAUCGAAAGCGUAUUUUUCAUCAUCUCACAGAAUAGAGCACUGCAUCCGGCCAUGAAAGGCACAACGAGAAUCAUGUUAUGCUUGUCAAUCAUACUGAAUGGUCUACGUUUGGGAGAGUCCCUGGGUCUAUCACUGAAGAGCAUAUCAGUGAAAGUAGGGGAGGAUGCCACUCUGGACUGCCCUCUGUCCACUAACUGUAGCAUGGCAACUGUGAGCUGGUACAAGCAGAAUCAAGGAGAGAGGCCUGAACUGGUACUCAGCUACCCCCUGACCAACACCUCCCUUGUGCUCUAUGGCCAUGGCUUCCAUCCCAACAAGAUCACUGUCCAGACCAAUGAUAGCAGGCCACUUCACCAGCAUCAGUUACUGAUCCAUGGAUCUAAAGAGAAUGACAUGGCUGUUUAUUACUGUGGACUUACAGAAGGAUUUGAAACAACAACUGAUGCGUAGAGAUGGAUAUAAGGUGUACUAUGUAAUAACACUGUACUGUAUCUAUAGGCUACUCUGUAUAGGUCUUCCAAAGCAACUCCUAAUAAACUCAAAUUGAUGUUG